Rhizophagus irregularis DAOM 181602=DAOM 197198 is the source of this 1346-nucleotide messenger RNA. RefSeq lists its product as uncharacterized. Gene Ontology annotation, molecular function: ATP binding; kinase activity. Gene Ontology annotation, cellular component: cytoplasm. The record is from RefSeq and is a predicted model, not a curated record. NCBI's taxonomy places the organism in Eukaryota, Fungi, Glomeromycota, Glomeromycetes, Glomerales, Glomeraceae.
UUUAAAUUUUUCAGAUUCUUUGCAUGAAUUUUUGUUAUAGUUUGAUUCAUUUUUGCUUCGCUUAUUUGCGCUUUUUGCCAUGUUUCAUUUUUGAAGUAACAUUACCAACGGGUUUACCAAUUAUGAAAAAUAAAAAAUAACCCAUGAAAAAAAUUCCUAUAGAAGAAACAAAAAUUCUCCCUGAAGAAAAAAAUGAAAGUAUCCAACCCACCGAUCGAAGAACAGUACCCCACAAAAGAUGAAAAUCCUCUCCUAAUAUUAAUCACCGGAGGAGCAGCAUCUGGAAAAACUACUUUUACUCAACAAUUAAGAGAAUAUUUAGAGCAAAAUCAGCAAAAAGCUUUAAUUCUUCCCUUUGAUAAUUACUACGCUUACAGUCCCCUCCUUUUCCAGUCCCGCAACCCCAUUUUACAUGAAAUAUUUCUGUGGGAAGAAUUAAAUAAAGAUUUAGAAGCCCUUUUAGCCGGGAAAAGUAUCUAUUUGCCUAUUUAUGAAAACUCAAGAGAAAGAAAAUUCGCUCGUUCAAUAACUUUAAUUAAUAGUUCUCCAAUAAUUAUAAUAGAAGGAAUGCUAUCCUUUUUCAAUAAAGAAAUAAGAGAAAAAUCUCCCUUAAAAAUUUAUUUAGAAGUAUCAGAAAAAACAAGACUAGAAAGAAGAUUAGCCAGAUACAAAAAAGGUUUAGAGGAAGGAAAAUUCACUAAACCAGUUGAAUAUGAAAUAGAAAGAUUUUAUAAAGGUAAACCAAAAGAAAAUCAAGAAACUUAUGUGGAGCCAGUUAAAACAUAUGCUGAUUUAGUGAUUAAUUAUGAUAUUUAUGAGAGGAAGGUGGAAAAAGUUAUUGGAGAGAUAAGGGAAAAAUUGAAAUAAAAAGAAAAAGAUUAGAAUGAAUAUUCAAAAGACAAAAUCGACCUUCAAUCACUCUUUCGGAUGAAAGAAAUUACAAAAAAAAUUCUCUUCAUAAUGUGGAAGAUGAGUUAGAUGAAAUGGCCGCCAUCCAAGCUGUUGAAGUUAGAAAUAAACUAUCCUGAAAAACUCUUCAAAAAAUCUUAAACCAGCAAAGGUACCUAAGUUCGUAAUCCACGGGAUACUUUUCGCCUAGCCACUCAAUGAGGAUACAUUGAUGACCCCAACCUUGAUUUGAUUUUAGGAGAGAGAGAAAUUUGGCCACCCAUACUUAUAGGGAAGAAAUUUUAAAUGAAAUAUAUAAGAUAUAAUAUCUUUCCUAAAUUUAUCCAAGAAUUUGAUAACUUAAUUAAUAAUUUAUGUGAGAAACUAAAAUAGCAUGUUGCAAAUAGAAGUCAAACUUUACAGCAAAUUUUUUCUAAAUACCCCUAUAAUUUUACGCU